GAAAAUUUAUAGAUAAUUUAUGCGCAAGUUCAUGUGUUGCGCAUCUUCUAACGUGUGCGCUUAUUGGUUAGUUUGUGUCGCUUGUUGCGAUACAGUCACCAAUGAAGCUUCAUGCGUACUGGACCCAGAUUGUACCGUGAAAAACAUUGAGCCGACUAUCUAACCUAGUUCGGAUCUUUAUUUUUCUAUUUAAACUUUAUUUAUCAAUUAAAACAUUGUUUUUUAUUUGAUAAUAAUAUUUAUUUUGAGUGUAGUGGAAUAUUUAGUCUGAAAUUAAAAUAAUAGGUUAUCAUCAUGCCUCAAAAAGUUGAUUCGGAGGGGAACGUAUAUGUUUUUAAUGAUGAGGAUUUACCUUACGAAGAAGAAAUUCUACGUAACCCCUAUUCUGUGAAACACUGGGCUCGAUACAUUGAUCACUUAAAGAAUACAAAAAGUCCCAACAUCAACAUCGUCUUCGAGAGAGCUCUUAAAGAGCUUCCAGGUAGUUACAAAUUAUGGUACAAUUAUUUAUGCCAUCGAGUAAAUCAAGUAAAAAAUCGUCGCAUUGAUGAUCCUCUGUACGAAGAUGUUAACAAUGCAUUUGAACGUGCUCUUGUUUUUAUGCAUAAAAUGCCUAGAAUAUGGAUAGAUUAUUGUUCAUUUAUGACAAAACAAUGUUUUAUAACGAGAACUAGGCAUAUUUUUGAUAGAGCUUUGAGAGCUCUUCCCAUUACUCAGCAUCAUCGGAUAUGGCCGCUUUAUUUGGACUUUGUUAAAAGCCAUAAUAUUUCAGAAACAGGAAUUCGUGUAUUCCGUAGGUAUUUGAAGCUCGCUCCAGAAGAUACAGAAGAUUACAUUGAAUAUCUGAUCUCCAUAGACCGCCUUGAUGAAGCUGCGAUCAAACUUGCUCAAAUAGUGAAUCAAGAUGACUUUGUAUCAAAGCAUGGGAAAUCUAAUCAUCAGCUCUGGUCAGAAUUGUGUGAUUUAAUUUCUAAAAAUCCGACGAAAAUAAAAUCGUUGAAAGUUGAUGCUAUUAUCAGAGGAGGUUUAAGAAGAUACACAGAUCAAGUAGGAUCACUGUGGAAUUCUCUGGCAGAUUAUUACGUCAGAAGUGGACUUUUUGAACGAGCUCGUGAUAUUUAUGAAGAAGCUAUACAGACAGUGACAACAGUAAGAGAUUUUACCCAAGUGUUUGAUGCUUAUUCUCAUUUUGAAGAAUUGAUUACUGAUAAACGAAUGGAAGAAGUUAGCAAUAAUCCUAAUUCUGAUGAAGAUGAUGAUAUAGAGCUGGAGUUACGGCUAGCGAGACUUGAACAUUUAAUGGAACGUAGACCUCUUCUUCUAAACUCAGUUCUUCUUCGUCAGAACCCGCAUAAUGUUCAAGAGUGGCAUAAAAGAGUGAAGUUAUAUGAGGGACAGCCCCAUGAAAUCAUCAAUACCUAUACCGAAGCUGUGCAAACAGUUCAACCUCAUUUAGCUGUUGAUAAACUUCAUACACUAUGGGUGGCAUUUGCCAAAUUUUAUGAGGAGAAUGAUCAAAUAUCAGAUGCUAGAGUGGUAUUUGAAAAAGCAACUCAUGUUCCUUAUACAAAGGUUGAUGAUCUAGCAUCAGUUUGGUGCGAAUGGGCAGAAAUGGAGAUUCGUCAUGGGAAUUGUAUUGAAGCUUUGAAGUUAAUGCAUCGAGCAACAGCUAUACCAUCAAGAAGAGUAGCUUAUUAUGAUGAAACAGAGACAGUUCAAACGAGACUAUAUAAAUCAUUGAAAGUGUGGUCGAUGUAUGCUGAUUUAGAAGAAAGUUUCGGGACUUUUAGAACUUGUAAAGCAGUUUAUGAUAAUAUAAUCAAUCUUAAAAUUGCUACUCCUCAGAUUAUCAUCAAUUACGGUCUCUUUUUAGAAGAGAAUAAUUAUUUCGAAGAAGCUUUCAGAGCUUACGAGAACGGAAUUGCGUUAUUCAAGUGGCCAAAUGUUUAUGACAUUUGGAAUACAUAUUUAACUAAAUUCUUGAAAAGAUAUGGAGGUAGUAAGCUAGAAAGAACGCGAGAUUUAUUCGAGCAAUGUCUUGAACAUUGUCCACCUAAAUACGCCAAAGUCUUCUAUUUAUUGUAUGCUAAAUUGGAGGAAGAACAUGGAUUAGCUAAGCAUGCUAUGAAAGUUUAUGAACGUGCUACAAAUGCUGUUCCUAAUGAAGAAAGGUUUGAGAUGUUUAAUAUUUAUAUCAAGAAGGCUGCGGAAAUUUAUGGUGUUCCAAAGACACGCGAAAUUUAUAAAGAAGCUAUUGAAGUAUUGAAUGAUGAAAACUCAAGAGAAAUGUCGCUGAGGUUUGCGGAAAUGGAGACAAAGCUUGGAGAAGUUGAUCGAGCAAGAGCUAUCUAUGUUCAUUGCAGUGAAAUAUGUGACCCCAGAGUCACUUCCCACUUUUGGCAAGUCUGGAAGGAAUUCGAAGUACGACAUGGAAAUGAAGAUACAAUGCGAGAGAUGCUGAGAAUUAAAAGAAGUGUUCAAGCAAUGUAUAAUACUCAAGUCAACAUGAUGUCAGCACAGAUGUUGAGCAAUGUAAAUAUUUCUCAGACUUCUGAUACUCCGGUAGAUGCUAUGAAAAUGCUGGAUAGCAAAGCUGGUGCUGAUACUAAUACUUCAGUGACUGCUAGAGGUGCUAUUAGCUUCGUUCGUGGAGUUACUGAAGGUGGAGCUGCGAAUAAUAAUGCUAAAGUUAGUAAUCCAGAUGAAAUAAAUAUUGAUACGGAUGAUACUGAUAAUGAAGAAGAAGGAGAAGAAGAUGUUGAAGAGGAAGAUGUGCCCGUCAAAAAACGAAAAAUUCCUUCAGAAGUCUUUGGUGGACUGAAGUCCAAUGAUGAUGAAGGCGAAUAAGAUAAUUUUUUAUACAUAAUAAAGAAUGUAAUGUUAUCGAAUAAAAUAAAUUUGUAAUUAGCUUUUUUCAAA
Molecule: messenger RNA, 2919 nt
Organism: Chelonus insularis
Lineage: Eukaryota; Metazoa; Arthropoda; Insecta; Hymenoptera; Braconidae
Gene: fand
Product: Pre-mRNA-splicing factor SYF1 fand
Exons: 2
Coding region: 295-2847 (850 amino acids)
Biological process (GO): mRNA splicing, via spliceosome; generation of catalytic spliceosome for first transesterification step
Cellular component (GO): Prp19 complex; post-mRNA release spliceosomal complex; U2-type catalytic step 2 spliceosome
Molecular function (GO): protein binding
Source: RefSeq, a predicted model, not a curated record